This is a messenger RNA of Sebastes umbrosus (honeycomb rockfish), 2213 nucleotides long. RefSeq names its product G protein-coupled receptor, class C, group 5, member C (gene gprc5c). The coding region runs from base 329 to 1585 and encodes 418 amino acids. Gene Ontology annotation, molecular function: protein kinase activator activity; G protein-coupled receptor activity. The transcript has 6 exons. NCBI's taxonomy places the organism in Eukaryota, Metazoa, Chordata, Actinopteri, Perciformes, Sebastidae. Gene Ontology annotation, cellular component: signaling receptor complex; extracellular exosome; intracellular membrane-bounded organelle. The record is from RefSeq and is a predicted model, not a curated record. Gene Ontology annotation, biological process: G protein-coupled receptor signaling pathway.
AGAGAGAGAGAGAAACCAUCACAGCAUCGUUUCAGAUGGUCUGAACUCGCUCCUGAAGGAUCUUUAACUUCUUGUUUUGUGUUUGAUGUGAAGUGAGCUGAGCUGAGAUCAGUCUGAGGAGGUUUCAUAUCAGAUUUAUCAGAAGAGAAGAAACUUUUAGUUUUGCUCUGGAUGAUUUACCUUCACCUGUCUGAGCCUUCUGGAGCAACAACCAGCUGCUGACAACAUUCAGGGCCGGAUAUACUGGAUCUUCUAAAGGGGACCCUGACCUGGUGGGGCUCCUGGGAGUCAACACUGUCAGGAUCCCAGAACAACUCUCCCGGUCGCCAUGGCUGCCAACGACACCCCUCUGGGUUGCGGCUCUAACGUGGACUCCCUCUAUUACAACCUGUGUGACCUUAAUGCCGCGUGGGGCAUCGUGCUGGAGGCGAUCGCGGCGGCCGGCGUCGUCUUCUCCUUCGUGCUCUUUGUCUCGCUGCUGGCCAGCGUGCCCUUCACGCAGGACAAGAACCGGAAGAGCUCGGUGGCGCUCCACGCCUGGUUCCUGGUCUGCACCGCCGGCCUCUUCUGCCUGACCUUCGCCUUCAUCGUGGGAAAGGACUUCUCAACCUGCGCCUCGCGGAGGUUCCUCUUCGGGGUGCUGUUUGGCGGCUGCUUCGCCUGCCUCCUGAUGCAGUGUGUGAGGCUGAACAUCCUCGCCAGGCGGAACAGCGGGCCGCGGGCCUGGGCCCUGUGUCUGGGGGCGGUGGGGCUGUGGCUGGUGGAGGUGGUCAUCAACACCGAGUGGCUGAUCAUCACAAUAGUGCGCCACCCACAGGGGCCACUCAAUGCCACCGCCGAAGCUAGCAGAGCCACGGUUACGCCUUGCAACAUCGCCAACGAGGACUUCGUCAUGGCGCUGAUCUACGUGAUGACCCUGAUCCUGGCCGUGGUGGUGGCGAGUCUGGCCAUCAUGGCGGGCAAACACAAUCAGUGGAAGAAGGAAGGCGCCUUCAUCCUUCUAACCAGCCUGAUCUCUGUGGGGAUCUGGGUGGCGUGGAUCGUCAUGUACGUCUACGGGAACGAGAGGAGAGGGGGGCCCACCUGGGACGACCCCACCUUGGCCAUCGCCUUGGUGGCGAACGCUUGGGCGUUCCUCAUCCUCUACACCAUUCCUGACAUCUGCACUUUGACGGGUGACGGUGAAAGCCAGCAGAGCUUGGGGGAAGAUCUAUACCCGAACCGAGGAGUCGGCUACGAGACGAUCCUGAAGGAGCAGGGCUCCCAGAACAUGUUCGUGGAGAAUAAAGCUUUCUCUAUGGACGAGCCCAACCAAGCGGCCAAGCCUGUGUCUCCGUACAGCGGCUACACCGGUCAGCUGCGUGGUUCGGUGUACCAGCCCACUGAGCUGGCUCUCAUCAGCAAAGCAAUAGGAAAUCACCCUCCGGACGUGUCCUAUGACAUGAUCAUUCCCAGAGCGUCCGCCAACUCUGCAGCCAACAGCGGGACCAGCACCCCCUCCACGCACGCCGAGACCGGGAACGGCGCACACACACAGACUAACGGAAAUAGCGGGAAUGGUCUGCAUAGGACGUCCCAGUGGUGAACACGCUGAUGCUCCCACCUCCCCGUCACAUUAACUCCAGUUCACGUCUUUUCAUUUGCACCUGCUGACUGUGUGUUUGUUCUCCACGGUUCCCUGAGCUGGUUCUAAGAGGAACCCUCGGCACCCAGACACGUGGAGGUGAACGCUGGGUCAUCCCCUCUGGUGGAAAACAGCUAACCCUUCUAUUGACUGGCGUCCCGUGUGGGGGGGUAUCAGACAGCAUAGAGCUUCGUUUGGAAGUGAAAGCGAGGGGAUGAAGCCACGGCUUUGCUGCACAACAAAGACUUUUUGCAAUGGUCGCCUUUUCUCUGGAGAGAGGACGGCGAGCUCUCUGCUGGACCCGAUCACACAGAUGAAGAGUGACGGUGCUGACGGCAGCGCAAAUAUCAUAUUCACGUGUACACGCACGGUGCACCCCCCCCUUCAACCCACACACACCACAAACAAACCUUAUAACCGUCAGUGCAGCGGCAGAAAUGCACCGCUGGAACAUUGUUUACUCAGUUUGGCAUGAAGACAGCAGGCUGGACAAGAAGAAACACAUAUCACUUAUAUCACAGUCCAGUUUAAUUAUAGGGGUCAAUACAUAUUUUGUGCCUAGAUUAAUAAAGUUCACACAUAAAAUGGA